ACUAUUAUUCUCCGACACGUGUCACAUGCAUGCGUUCACAGCUGUGCGUCUACGGGAAAUAUCAAUACCAAGUAUUUCAUUUUCUCAUCCUCUGAUCGUGGGCUAUGCACGUUAAGAAAGUGGCGCCAUGCAAUGUGUACGUUAAUCAGGGAUUCCUAACUAAUCGUCUGCCGUUUUUGCUGAUGCCCGCUUCGACGUUUCCAUUCUAAUAAAACACUAAACAAAAAGUUUAGGACUCAGAAGGAUCAGGCCUUAUUCUCCUUAAACACAAUCGUCUUCAAACUUGUUUAAUACUAUAAUAGAGUCAUCACUGAAUGGCAGACCAGAUGUCAUCGAUGAUGGAUUAUGAAUACCAUGACUACGAAGACGAAUACACGCCACUCGACGGCAGCGGUGAUCGACGAAAGACGUUCAAAAAGAAGAAACUAUCGUCGUCGUCAAAGAAAACAUCCCGUCUCCCUCCGCCGUCGGAGACCACCUACCGGGGAAAGAAUUACGGACCGAACUCGUACAAGGAGCGGGGAUGUUGCGCUUGUCUCUGUCGCUGUUUCUCUUGCUGGACCCUUAUAAUUAUUUUAGCCAUGCUAUGGACGACGUGGUUGACCCUGUGGUUGACGACCACGUACUUGCUGGGACCGUCCACGCCCUCGUCGUCGACACCUGGAGCUGGUGGUGGUGAUGGAGAUGGUAGUGAUGGUGGAGGACUGGGAGGAACGGAUGGGGUAGCUUACAUGGUGAAGGUUCCUUACGAGAUAGCGAGUAAGACGGGAGCGUUCUGCCUAGAUGGAAGUCCACCAGCCUAUUACAUCCGCAUGGGUGAGCAUUCCGGUACCGAUGCUUGGAUACUCCAUCUCCCGGAUGGUCAAUGGUGUUACAACGCCACCAACUGCUACCAGCGUAGCCUUACCCCUCUCGGAUCGUCUUCCAAUAUACCAGAAGUAAUUCCCACCCCCGGAUUACUGUCUUCCGACCCUCAGGUUAAUCCCGAUUUCUACAACUGGAACAUGGUCCAGUUCCAUUACUGCGACGGUGCCUCUUUUUCAAGUAAUUCCCCGUACGAAUUGAGUAUUUCAGAUGACAGUGUCAUCUACCAAAGAGGAUCAGCUGUCUUGGAAUCUAUCAUCAAUAUCCUGCUUAAUAAGACUUCUUUUGGUGAAGCAAAGAGGAUAAUCUUCUCUGGAACCGGUUCUGGUGGUAUCGGUGUGUUUUACCAGGCGGACCGAGUAAAGUCCCUGUUACCACCCACCGCUACCUACCACGCCCUUGCUGACUCCGCCUUUUACACCGACAGUGUCAACAGGUCAGCAUACGUGCAUAUCAGGAUACAGUUUCAAAGACUCUUUAAUCUACACCACAUGUUAGAGAGUCUCGAUUCGGAUUGCACGCAGACAAAGGUAUUGGCUGAACCUGGCAGUGGGUGGAAGUGCAUGUUUCCAGAAUAUGCCACCAAGUACAUCCAGACACCCCUCUUCAUAGCAAACUCCAAGUAUGAUCCCUGGUCCAUCUGGAAUAUCCUUAGCAUGAGAUGCUACCCCCAGGACUGCCCAGAACUUUCCCCGCUGAUGGAGCGCUUCGGUGCCGACGUCUCCUCUAAGAUCCAAGCAGCGGGUAUGCCUGACGCGGACGGUUUCUUCGUAACGUCAUGUUACACCGGUGAUCUGAUUGGCCAAGGCUGGGAUCAGGUGUCCCUUGAAGGGACUGACGUCAUGGUUCGGGAUGCCUUUUCUACGUGGUACCUGAGACGCACCAGUGAGGAAGGAGGGGAACAGAAGAGAUCGGGAGACCGCGAGCGUGCCGUAAACAGCACCGUAUCGACGCCGGCGAACGUCGUCGCUUCUGAAGAGGGUCUUAACGUCACCGUGACGGUACCACCGACCUUACCGAAAGAUUACAGGUUCAUUGAUUGCGCCAGUAGUAUGAUGUGUAAUUCACAGUGUAAUUGGAGUAGGGAUCUUUUCAAGUUAGUAGCAGACCGCCUUCAAGCCAUGGAUGAUUUUUACAUCCCAGUCAAUCAUUGAACAAAUUAUAUUACAAAAUUUAAAGAAUGUAGCAACGUCUUCCAAUCACCAAUGAGCUAUGAGAAAUCGCUUAACAUCGUAGUUGAAUAUUUGAUUUAGUAGGUUCAUGGAUCUGGUUGGUUUGAUACGAUACUAAAGAUCCUGAGGAUAAAGACUGAAAUGGUGGUGAGCAUGCAUUCGUGUUAGGCAUAUACCACGUAAAUGAGGUAUAUAGUUGUACUUUUAAAAAUGAAUAAUAAUCGAAAAUCAGCACUUAAAUGUACCCUGUAUCUGCUCGGUUUCCGUAUUGUGAAGAUAAAAUAGAGCAAUGAUAACUACAAUAGCUUUAUAAUCUCGGUAAUAAUGAUUUUGUAUUCGACCAAGAAAUGCAAGAAAGAUUUACGCAACAUUUUUUUUAAUGUAAUAGAUGCAUGAAGUCUUCCAGUAAAAGCAAAUGAUAAUUUGAAUUUGAUCAUACUUGAUAUUAGAUGAAAUAUAGGGAUAUAUAUUUGUCACAAAUUUUAUCGAAAAGCGGCUUAAAAAUAAUGAGCGAUUGAGAGUUUUGAAAAGAAUUAAUUAAGGCAUUAUGAUUUCUAGUUUCAUCAGCUGCGCCCGUAUCCCAUAAGCUAAUGGUAUUAUGAGGAGCGUUUCAUGAGCAUUUUUGUCCGACAAGCAUUUUGAUUGGCUGAGAAGCACUGUUACCAUGGUAACUGUCGGAUAAAACGUCCUACAAAGUCCAUUCAUGAAACGCUGCCAAGACCGGAGUUGGUGAAAUCAAAAUAGUCAAACUCGACUCUAAAAUUAAAAACAAAGAAUUUUCAGAAAUGUUUUGCCAAUAUGGCAUAUCAGUAUUCAAUUUCAUGUAGAUCAUAAUAAUCUUGACCAAAAAAAUGAUUAUAUUAUAACAGUUGUGUUAUUAGGAUCCAAAUGAGACAUUUAUACAUUAGAUUUUAAUGUUCUGUUAAUCAGCGUUUUAUUGUACUCCCAAUUGGUAUUCAAAGUAGUUUUUAAAGUAUGUCUGCUCUUUUUUUUUUGUAUUACCGUUGAAGCAUUGUCAUUUUAAGGAAAUAAUAAUGUUUAUUUUACAAGACCUUCAAAGGAAAAUUGCAUAAAAAGAUAAUUUCAGUUCAUAUUUUCAGCUAUAAGUUGUCGCAUUUCUGCAGUGUGUAUAUACGAUAUGACAUUGUAAUUUUAUAUGGUAUAAUUAUGUUUGUACAAAGUGGUGGAUGUCGUAGAUAAGUUUUUUUUAACUGUUUUACUUAAAAUAUCUAAAAUGAUCAUCGGGAAAUGUGCAAAUUGGAAUGAUGGUGGAUUUCGUAUAUAGAUAUUUCUUUAAGAUUACAGUAGUGACAUAAUCUUGAUAUCGAGUUUUUGUUUUACUUAUAUACGUGUAAAAAUGUUCUAAACUCUAAUGGGGAGAUGAUAUUCCUAAGUUUACGUUGUCAGAAUGAAAAUAUUAAUUUCAUUCACUUUCUGUCGAGUUUUCCCAUGAGCCAUACCAAGAGAUCUUGCAUACGUGAAUAUAUAAAUGUCAGAACCGAGGCCCUUUACACAAAGCUUAGUGUUUGAUCGUAUAAAAUGUGUACGACUGAUUGAAAAUAAUCAAUAAAAACGUAAAAUCUGCUCUGCGUUUGAUCAUUAAUUUUUGCACUCCAAGUUCCAGUAGUUUUUAACUCUUAAGAAAUGAUGACGUAAAGACAAAAGUAAUGUGUCUUCCAUUUAUAAUUUUAUGUCUUUUAAAGUUAAAGAAAUGAGUGUCAUAAUAAACUCCUGAUUGAUA
Messenger RNA from Lytechinus pictus (painted urchin), 3777 nucleotides. RefSeq lists its product as uncharacterized. NCBI's taxonomy places the organism in Eukaryota, Metazoa, Echinodermata, Echinoidea, Temnopleuroida, Toxopneustidae. The record is from RefSeq and is a predicted model, not a curated record. The transcript is spliced from 6 exons. Gene Ontology annotation, molecular function: hydrolase activity. Bases 315 to 2018 code for a protein of 567 amino acids.